Ascochyta rabiei is the source of this 729-nucleotide messenger RNA. RefSeq lists its product as uncharacterized. The record is from RefSeq and is a predicted model, not a curated record. The transcript is spliced from 2 exons. The coding region runs from base 1 to 729 and encodes 242 amino acids. Lineage: Eukaryota; Fungi; Ascomycota; Dothideomycetes; Pleosporales; Didymellaceae.
AUGCUUUACAGGGACGAAGAACUUCCAUCGUAUCGAGCAUCAAUUCUGCAAACGCAAUCACUCGACAUACCACAACGCAUCGAGAGGAAACUAGCUCGAUAUAAUGCAUCACAGAAUACUUCCAAGCGAUGGCUGUUCGAGAUUGUCAGCUGGGCCACGAGUGCCGCAUGUAUGGGCGCCAUUGUUGGAAGUUUGCUGCACUGUCAAGACCAGCCAUUGAUUCAGCGAUCUCUCGCACUCGCAACGUACAAUGUCCUAUCAAAGAUUACUUCCGCAGCUCUGAUUCCUCCUAUUUCAGAGGGCAUCGGAAAAUUGAAAUGGACAUGGUUUCAUGGUAGCGAAUCGAAAGAGAUGAUUGAUUUUGAGAUCUUCGACAAGGCAUCUCGAGGAGCCUGGGGAUCGUUCCUGCUUCUUUUUCGCACCAGAGGCCGAUCGCUCGCAGCGCUCGGUGCAAUCUUGUCAUUGCUCUUACUCGCAAGCGAUACCUUCUUCCAACAGGUGACGGACUAUCCAGAUCGAUGGGCCCUAGAGCAAGUCUCCAGUGCGAUAGCUUCAGUCGUUCGGUAUAAACCUGCGUACAUUCCUGAAUACUUCCAAGGCUGGCAAUCAUCGCAAUACGACACGAAUACCAUGUCAGUGGUGCAAAAAUAUCUGUAUGGCAACGGCACACACUUAGUGCAGUCUGGUAACUCGACAAGACCUGCAGUGCAUGUCGUGUCCAGCGAGUAA